Triticum dicoccoides is the source of this 1675-nucleotide messenger RNA. Its product is annotated as abasic site processing protein HMCES-like. The record is from RefSeq and is a predicted model, not a curated record. The coding region runs from base 132 to 1367 and encodes 411 amino acids. The transcript is spliced from 8 exons. Lineage: Eukaryota; Viridiplantae; Streptophyta; Magnoliopsida; Poales; Poaceae. Gene Ontology annotation, biological process: protein-DNA covalent cross-linking repair. Gene Ontology annotation, molecular function: single-stranded DNA binding.
GUCAUUCCCCCUUCCCGCGCCCCAAUUCUGGCCUCGUCGCCGCGGACUCGGACCCCCAAAGCCCCAAAUCCCACACCCCAGGCAGCAAACAGCAGCGCUUGGCGGCCGGCGGCCUGCGAGAGUAAUCCGAGAUGUGCGGCAGGGCCAGGUGUACCCUCAGCGCGGCUCAGGCAGCCAGGGCCUUUGGCUUCCCGACCACCACCUCCGCCGCCGCCGGCGGAGGCGGCGGCGGCGACGGAGGAGGAGACGCCCCCGCCGUACGGACGCUCCAGAUGGACCGGUUCCGGCCGUCGUACAACGUGACACCCGGGGCGUACCUGCCGGUGGGGACCCUGCGAGCGCGGGCGGCGGGCGGGGAAGGACGUGCGGAGGAGCAAGGGCCUGUUAUCCAGUGCAUGAAGUGGGGGCUCGUCCCCAGCUUCUCAAGCAAGACCGACAAGCCCGACCAUUUCAGGAUGUUCAAUGCCAGGUCAGAAUCUGUAAAGGAAAAGGCUUCGUUUAGGCGACUUAUCCCGAAGAAUAGAUGUCUUGUUGCAGUAGAAGGGUUCUAUGAGUGGAAAAAGGAUGGAUCCAAAAAGCAACCAUAUUACAUUCAUUUCCGGGAUGAGAGGCCUCUUGUGUUUGCUGCCCUCUUUGACACUUGGACAAAUUCAGAUGGAGAGACCCUCCAUACAUUUACUAUUUUGACUACCCAUGUUUCAACUUCUUUGAAAUGGCUUCAUGAUAGAAUGCCGGUAAUCUUGGGCGAUGAAGACUCUGUUAAUGCUUGGUUGAACAAUAGCUCCGUGAAGCUGGAAGAAAUAACUGUACCCUAUGAAGGAACUGAUUUAGUUUGGUAUCCAGUGACAACUGCAAUGGGGAAAACAUCAUUUCAGGGUCCUGAUUGCAUCAAAGAGGUGAAAAUAGGACCCAGUGAAAAGCCAAUUUCAAAUUUCUUCACCAAGAAAGCAGCCGCAUCAGUGAAGCCAGAGAAGGCACAUGGAGAGUUGGCAGAAACACAAGCUUUCAAGACCACAAAAGAGGAGUGUGGCGAUGAUUCAGGCGAAGACCCAUCGAACAAAACAGAGCAACAACAACAGGCUUCUUCGGAGAAGCAAAGUGCCAUUAAGAAUGAACCCGUCACUUUGGAUCCCCAAAUUUUCUAUAAAGCCGAUGAAGGUAUUAAGAAAGAAGAUGGGAUGCUGCCCGAAGAUCCAGUCCAGGAGCGUGAUCCUUUCGGCAUCAAGAGGAAGAUAGAGGACGCUGGAGUCGAGGCGGAGAUGGAGAUGGAGAAGAGCGGGAGAUCGCCGGUCACCCCUGCGAGGAAAAAGGAGAAGGGCCCGAAGGAUGGGCAAGCGUCGCUGUUUUCCUACUUUCCAAAGAAGUAGGGUAGCUUCUCAGAUCUCAGGUAGUCUAGCUUCCUGCACUUGUGCUAUGUAUCAGCUGUUAAGCAGUUACUAGUAGUAACAGAACCUUAUCUUUUUUUUUUUUGCGGGAAAUAACAGAACCUUAUCUAGUGUAGUAGUAGUACUACUCGUAGUUCUCUUCAGUACUGCAACUGGCGCUAUGCAUGCAGUAUUGGCCAAUGAUGAAACAAAAAUGCACGAAGUGCGGUGAUGCAGUGCAGGGGGCGUACGUCGAUUGUAGGCUACUGGAUAUCUAGCUCUUAAUCAUUUGCUUACGCAGUAAAAUUAAU